AUGGAAUAUAAAAUAAUCUGUAGAAUAUGCAAUUUGCCAAUUAAGAUAGAUUUUCUUAAAUUACAUAACGAAGCUUGUAAAACAUGUGCUGAGUUUAGAAGAAAAGAAAUAAAAUUGAAUUUGUAAGUUGCUAAAGUUUGUGAAAAAGCUUAUAAAAAGAAGCACUAAAUUCAUUCAAGGGGUUAAAAAUAGUAUUCUGUUCUAUCUAAAUAGUCUUAAUUCUCUGAGAUUGAAAUGGGAUUAGAUGUCACAUUAGUAUACUUAGGAAAUUUAUUAGGAAUAUAAACUACUUUAACUCUUGAUUUCUUAUGGAGAGAGAACAUUAAAUUCUGAAGUUGAUGCUAAAUGUAAUUUUAUAAAAUCACUAUAUUAGAUCAUCUUAUUACUUAAAAUGAAUUUAUGUAAGCCUAACAAAUAAUAAGUAACCCUUAUAUUUUGAAUUUGAUAGAGCAAAUGAAUAAGCUCAUUAAUUAAAGAUUAGACAUAUGUUAUAAAAGUAAAAAGUAUUGAAAGAUUAUAAGCUAAAUUUCAAAGCAUCCCAAGUAUAUCAUUUAGAUUAAGUAAAUUCAGUAAAGACAGUCCUAAAUCUAUUAAUGAAACUAAUAACAGAAUGAAUUCAUUUUCUGAUUAUUUAAACUCUUCUAAGUAUAAAUUUAUGAAAUCAAUCAAGUUUUUCUGAAGAUACACAGUCAGAUAAAAAAAGUAUUUCUCGACCAGAUACUCCUGUUAAAUCUAUAUCUAUUAUUGAUAAUCUAAGAAAAAAAGGUAAACUGUCCAAAUUCCUAUAGAGACAGUCGACUUUUUCAUCAGAAGAAGAAUAAAAUUUAGAAUAACCAAAACUUCGAUAAUAAAUUAAAAAGAAAAGUUAUUUUGCUAGAAUAGGAAGUUCAGAUAGUGAUACAGAUGAUAUUACUAGUAAUAUUGUAGAAUAAAAUAAUUAAAUAUGUAAAGAAAAUGAUUAAAAUUUUGAAUCUGCUUGUUUUCUUGAAUUAUAGAGAGGAUAUUUUUCUGAUACUGAAAUUAUUAGAUUAGAUAUUGAAAAUAAGAUAAAGGAAAAAAAUAUUGGUUUAAAAGACUUUAAUUUCAUAAGAUAAAUAGGGUAAGGAGCUUAUGGAAGUGUAUUUUUAGUAAAAAGAAUUAUAACCGGAGAUUUAUAUGCAAUGAAAAUAAUAAAUUGUUGUAAUAAACGAUUUGAAAGAUUGUUAGAAUAAUUGAAAUAAGAAAGAAAUAUAUUAGAAAUCUUAACUGGCGAUUAUGUAGUAAAAGCUUAUUAUUCUUUUUAACAUGAAUCAUCUUUAUGUUUUGCAUAAGAAUAUAUGAUUGGAGGAGAUUUUUCCAAAAUUCUCAUCAAUGAAGGAGUAAAUUUAUAAAUUUAUUCUAGGCUUUUGAUGAGAAUAUAGCUAGACAUUAUUUUUCAGAGAUUUUAAUAGCAUUAGAAUAUUUACAUAAUAAUAAUAUUGUUCAUAGAGAUCUUAAACCAGAAAAUAUUCUUUUAGAUUAAUAUGGACAUAUUAAAUUAGCUGAUUUUGGACUUAGUGAAUUAGGUAUAAAUAAAAAAAUGAUUAAAAAAUGUAGUCAAUAAAAUUUUUCAUAAAGUGAUUCAUCUCCAUCAACAAUAUAUUAAAUGAAAAAAGGAAGAUCAUUUAAAAAAUCUAAUAUUAUAUCUGAGAAUGCUGAGAGAAGAAUUAUAGGAACUCCUGAUUAUAUUGCUCCAGAAAUAAUUAGAGGUUAAUCUUUUUCACAUAAAUCUCAGGAUUUUUGGUCACUUGGAAUCAUUUUAUAUGAAUUCUUAGUAGGUAUACCACCUUUUAAUGAUGAAUCAGUUGAAAAAAUUUAUUAAAAUAUAUUAGAUGGAAAUAUAGAAUGGCCAGAAAUUGGUGAUGAUCCAGAAGAAUAAAUUUCAUAAUAAGCUUUUGAUUUUUUUAAAAAAUUAUUAAAUCCAGAUUAUACUUAAAGAUUAGGAUAUGGAUCAAUUGAAGAAAUCAAAAAUCAUCCAUUUUUAGCAUCUAUUAAUUGGGAAUAAUUAAGAAAUACUCCUGGCCCUAUUAUUCCUUAAAUUAAUUAAAAUUUUUCACCAUUUGAAAAUGUUGCAGAAAAAGUUUAGAAAUUUUUAAAAAAAGGAGAAAGAAAAUAAAUUUAAAUUAUUAAUAAAUUAUAAGAAGAAUUAGAAUAUUUAGAAAGAAUUGAUUUACUAGUGGCAAAAAAUGAAAAUGAGGCUUAAUUGAUUAAAUAAUAAUUAUAAUUAUUUUCAUGA
Messenger RNA from Paramecium sonneborni, 2254 nucleotides. Lineage: Eukaryota; Ciliophora; Oligohymenophorea; Peniculida; Parameciidae. The record is from the annotation of a GenBank genome assembly.